Messenger RNA from Nomascus leucogenys (northern white-cheeked gibbon), 739 nucleotides. It is a transcript of the gene APOBEC3H, whose product is annotated as apolipoprotein B mRNA editing enzyme catalytic subunit 3H. Gene Ontology annotation, biological process: cytidine to uridine editing; negative regulation of single stranded viral RNA replication via double stranded DNA intermediate; defense response to virus. Gene Ontology annotation, cellular component: nucleus; P-body; cytoplasm. Gene Ontology annotation, molecular function: RNA binding; zinc ion binding; cytidine deaminase activity. The record is from RefSeq and is a predicted model, not a curated record. Lineage: Eukaryota; Metazoa; Chordata; Mammalia; Primates; Hylobatidae.
GUGGCUUGAGCCUGGGGUGACUCCAGAGGACGCUCCCUUCAUCUUUGGUUUUCCCCUUUCUGUUGCACAGAAACACAAUGGCUCUGCUAACAGCCAAAACAUUCAGGUUACAGUUUAACAACAAGCGCCGCGUCACAAAGCCUUACUACCCGAGGAAGGCCCUCUUGUGUUACCAGCUGACGCCGCAGAAUGGCUCCACGCCUACCAGAGGCUACUUUAAAAACAAGAAAAAGCGCCAUGCAGAAAUUCGCUUUAUUAACAAGAUCAAGUCUAUGGGACUGGACGAAACACAGUGCUACCAAGUCACCUGUUACCUCACGUGGAGCCCCUGCCCCUCCUGUGCCCAGGAGCUGGCUGACUUCAUCAAGGCUCACGACCAUCUGAACCUGCGCAUCUUCGCCUCCCGCCUGUACUGCCACUGGUGCAGGCGCCAGCAGGAGGGGCUGCGGCUUCUGUGUGGAUCCCAGGUCCCGGUGGAGGUCAUGGGCUUCUCAGAGUUUGCUGACUGCUGGGAAAACUUUGUGGACCACGAGGAACCGCUCUCCUUCAACCCCUCUGAGAUGUUAGAGGAGCUAGAUAAAAACAGUCGAGCCAUAAAGCGACGGCUUGAGAAGAUAAAGCAGUCCCGGAGUGUGGAUGUUUUGGAGAAUGGCUUAAGAAGUUUGCAGCUUGGACCCGUAUCCCCCUCAUUGUCAAGAGGCAACUCAAGAUGACUUUCCCUGGGGCAUGUCAGUUGCCU